Mytilus californianus (California mussel) is the source of this 1345-nucleotide messenger RNA. RefSeq lists its product as uncharacterized. Lineage: Eukaryota; Metazoa; Mollusca; Bivalvia; Mytilida; Mytilidae. The record is from RefSeq and is a predicted model, not a curated record. Bases 89 to 1345 code for a protein of 418 amino acids. The transcript has 10 exons.
GUAUAUUUUAAAUGGCAUUCUGAGAUUAAGGUAUAACAUUGUAGACUUAGCGAGUUUAAACCAGUACCUUGUAUCGUUUGAAGUCUCUAUGUGCUGGGAGAGCUACAAAAAUUGUGAUUGGCAGGUGAUGAUAUUGGACAAUGCAGUAUUACCAAAAGGGAUACAAAACAGACAUAUGGGUUAUGCAUUAAAAGGAUAUUCGUUGACAUCCUGGGGCAUUAGCAAUAGUGUUGACAUACAAAACCUAAAUAACUUUGAAAAGUCACUUUUGUACAAUGACCUAGAUAUUGGAUGGUAUUUUUCUUUGAAAUGCAAAGGAGGAGAAAAAAAGUUGUCUGAUGAGACCAAUAGUUCAGGUUGUAGCGACAAUGUAUUGGCUGAACAUAUUCCUUGUCAGUUUAUACAUACAUGUACGGAGAUUCAGUGCUGUAUACCAGUACCAGUCCUACAAAGAUCAUUCUAUUUUAGCCUAAAUCUGGACGUUUGUAACUAUAAUUUAACAGUCUACAUAGAAAAUUUGGUGUACCAUCAGAUGUUGUAUGAUUAUGAAUGGGGUACAGAGGACAGUUUCUGGUUGAAAGGUUUAUUCAGAAUUAGGUUCAAGAUAUAUAACCUUAGGCAUGCAAUGAAAGUUAGGAUGACUUUAUAUAUAGAUAUUUGCUUGGAGGGAACCCCAAACUGUGCAAUAUCAUAUUUAAUCUUGAAUCAUACUGAUCUUCUUAAAGCUGUUUGUAGUUGGAAGCAAUCAUACUUGAGGUCUGAAAGCAGAACUCAAGAUUUGAAACAGAUGUUAGUCAUGAUAAAGGAUGGACCUCUGGCUGAUUAUCAAGUUUAUAAGUUACUGGAGGAAAGUAACAUUGGAUACCAUCUAAGCAAAGAUGAAUGUAAAAUACCUCAAACUAUGUACAAAUGGAAUAAUGCUUGUCCACAUUACCUUCAAUUAGGUGUUCUGGAUGGUCCAAUAUUUUGUUGGAUCAGCACAGAAUGUACUUCAAUAAUAUGUUGUGUCCAUGACGAUGUUACACAACACAAUUAUCAGAUGAAUUUACAUAUCAGUCCAUGUGAUCGACAUCUUGAACUUGGAAUAGAACAGUACAGAUUUAACCAAUCACUUCUAGAUUUCAACUAUGGUUAUACAUAUGCUGUACACUUGGGAGGAAUUUUCAAAAUUAGUGUGGUUAUUGAUGACUUGGUUAAAACAGAAAGCUUUAUAGUGAACAUGAACAUUAGUAUUUGUUGGAGUUAUAAUGAAGAAUGUGAUUAUAGUGUGAAGAUAUUAGAUGAUUUAGAAUUGCCUAAAUUUAGUUGUGAUAUGGCUAGGGAUUAUCAAACAAAAGGAAUAUGA